This is a messenger RNA of Lynx canadensis (Canada lynx), 3309 nucleotides long. RefSeq names its product cannabinoid receptor 2 (gene CNR2). NCBI's taxonomy places the organism in Eukaryota, Metazoa, Chordata, Mammalia, Carnivora, Felidae. Gene Ontology annotation, cellular component: membrane. Gene Ontology annotation, biological process: cannabinoid signaling pathway. The transcript is spliced from 4 exons. Bases 1056 to 2138 code for a protein of 360 amino acids. The record is from RefSeq and is a predicted model, not a curated record. Gene Ontology annotation, molecular function: cannabinoid receptor activity.
CGAAAGCAAGUGAAAGCUGUUUGGGGUGGCUGUUCAACAGGGGCUCUGACUGGGACCCAGACCCACCACCUAGACACGACUGCCAGGACUCCUCAGCGCCCAGCAGGAUCAGGGAGCUCAGCCACAGAUCACCUCACCCUUUCACCACCGGGGUGUCCUGCCUUACAAGGUCAGGCCUAAUGAGCAGACAGUGGGCCCAGAAAGAACCCCAACAGAUCGGCUGGAAGAGGCCUUAGAGGUCAUCUGGGAAACCAGACAGGGAGCUGGGUUUCCUGUUGCUUUGUGCAUCCUGUUGCCGUCGGAUGUUGUCUUGUCAGGCCCUCCCUCCAAGGGCCUGCAUUUCCUGACCUUGCCGAAUUUGGACACCACCACAGGUCAGUGGCCACGCCAGACCUGGGUGCAGCACAGAAUGCCGGCAGCCACCUCUCUGGCAUCCCUCUUCUAGGCUGGACGCUGCGUGGGGUUUAUCUGGAUUCCUAUAUUUUAUCUGGCAACCCUACUGGCGUGAGGCCAAAGACUCACCUUUGUUGUUAAAACUUCAGCAUCUUACUUACCGAAACCGGCAAACAAAACAAAACCGAACAAAACGCCGGUGGAAAAAAAUCCCCUCCCGCCUUAUCACUCUGGAUUCCAUUUUUUUCUUGGUUUUGAUUUCCUCUCAGUUUUUGACGCUUGGAGAUUUCUUUUACUUUCAAAGGGAAGUCUCAGGAUUGGUCUUUUUGAAAACAAAAGACCCAAAACCUUGCAGGCCCCUUCUGCUCCUUGAAUUCCCACAUAUCUCUCCUAAAGCAAAGCAACCAGUACAGACCUAGUGACCCAGUGGGAUGGAGCCAGGGCAAAAUACAGGGGAACAAAACACAAAUUUUUUUCAAAAGUUGAAAGGUCUAAAUCGCUAUGGCAACGCAAGACCCAUCCACACAGGUAAAGGGUGUGGCUAGAGCCGGUGAUUGUGUGAAGUCGUUAUUGUGCUAAUUGAAAAAGACUCAUUUCUUCCCCUCAUUGUACUACAGCAAAGGCUUCUUGGCAAGCCCGGCAGGAGCCAAGGGACCCACCUCAUGGAGAGACGCUGGGUGAUGGAGGCGGCCAAUGGCUGCAAGGAUGGCUUGGAUUUCAACCCCAUGAAAGAGUACAUGGUCCUGAACGCUUCCCAGAGGAUCGCUAUUGCGGUGCUGUGCACCUCCCUGGCCCUGCUAAGCGCCCUGGAGAACCUGGCCGUGCUCUACCUGAUCCUGUCCUCCCACCGGCUCCGCAGGAAGCCUUCGUAUCUGUUCAUUAGCAGCUUGGCUGUGGCUGACUUCCUGGCCAGCGUGAUCUUUGCUUGCAACUUUGUCAAUUUCCACGUCUUCCACGGCGUGGACUCUCAGGCUGUCUUCCUGCUGAAGAUUGGCAGCGUGACGAUUACCUUCACAGCCUCUGUAGGCAGCCUACUGCUGACCGCCAUUGACCGCUACCUCUGUCUGUGCUACCCACCCACAUACAAAGCCCUACUCACCCGUGGGAGGGCGCUGGCAACCCUGGGCAUCAUGUGGGUCCUCUCAGCAUUGGUCUCCUACCUGCCCCUUAUGGGAUGGACCUGCUGUCCCAGUCCCUGCUCUGAGCUUUUCCCCCUGAUUCCCAAUAACUAUCUGCUGGGCUGGCUCCUGUUCAUUGCCUUCCUCUUCUUUGGCAUCAUCUACACUUACGGGCACGUCCUCUGGAAGGCCCAUCAGCAUGUAGCCAGCUUGGCUGAACACCAGGACAGGCAGGUGCCAGGAAUGGCACGGAUGAGGCUGGAUGUGAGGUUGGCCAAGACCCUGGGGGUGGUGCUGGCCGUGCUUUUCAUCUGCUGGUUCCCGGUGCUGGCCCUCAUGGUCUACAGCCUGACCGCCACCCUAAGCGACCAGGUCAAGAAGGUCUUCGCCUUCUGCUCUUUGCUCUGCCUUGUCAACUCCAUGGUCAACCCCAUUAUCUAUGCCCUGAGGAGUGGGGAGAUCCGCUCCUCUGCCCACCGCUGCCUGGCCCACUGGAGGAAGCAUCUGAGGAGACGUGGGCUUGAAGGAAGCAAAGAAGUCCCGAGGUCCUCAGUUACUGAGACAGAGGCUGAUGUGAAAAUCACCCCGUGGCCGGAUUCCAGAGGACUAUACUGCUCUGAUCGCUGAUGAGGCCUCUCACAGUUCAACAAGCUGAGCCAAUCAUUUCACUCCCUGGAGGAGAGAGAGCGACCUUGACCCUAUUGUCUUACUUGAGCCAGCCCCAGGGGCCUGGACACUUACCCCUUUUCACUGAUGACUGAUGGCACCCACCCUUGGCAGGUAGCCUGGCCACGCCUAUUUGCACACAGACUGUUGGAGAGCUAGGCCCUGUGAGGAGUGGCAACGUGGGCAAGAGGCCUGGGCAGGCUCAGUGCUCGUCAGGUUAGGAGAACCUCCCCAACAAGAUGGCUUAGUGCUUGCGUCCUCCAGAGACCACAGAGACCGCAGCCAGAUGGAGCCUUCAGGCUCAGCAACAAGGGACUUGGAGGACAUUUGGGAAGAAGAAUGGAUUCUUUUCCUGGGAUCUCAAAGUAUCGGAUGGGAUGGCUGGCCAACCCUGUCCUUGCUUAAUUGUCAGGGCCUCCUUGGCUCUAAGGCUAUGAAAGACCCCACUUUCUGGUCAUCCUUUCCUACUGAGGACGAAAAACUUUGAUAUGAUGAGGCUCAAGGGGGUUGAUCCACCUCUUUCGUAGGUAAUUGACAAGCCUCCAGCUCAGGGAAUCUUGCCUUUAGUGCAAUGGCCCCACUUGACAUCCUGAGAAUCUCCACUCACAGCCACUGUGACCUAGGUCCCGGGGAUACAGGGGAGGCUGGCACUGUGCAAGACACAGAAUUUUCAGAGCAUUUUAUUGAUCCUGUGAAGUCCUAUUUGAUGGUUUGGUUCCCCUGGAAGCAAGCAGUGCCCCAAUCUAAUACAGCUCCAAGAAAAAGAAAGACAUUCACUAGGAUUUCAUAAACUCCCAAAUUGUUCUCCGCUGUCCCUCAAUUCAGCCCCUUUGUCUCUUCCACACCCCUACAGCAAAAAAUAAACAGGGCAAGUGAGAGGAGGGGGAAAUUCCCUUCCUAUGUGCCAGGCAUGGGACUGACAUCCCACAGUCUGUUAUCGCCAGCAAGAACACAGCCCCAUGCUUCCAAACAUUCCAGGACACCCAUAUUUUACAAAUCAGGAAAGCUGCGUUCCUACCAAAGAAGCUUAAAACAGGCAAGAGAAAUUGUUGUUGGUAGGGAAGAUUACAGAGACAUUCUAAUGCAGUUAUGUGGGACCACAGACAGAGUAAAAGGAAAGAUAUUGUUUAAA